Messenger RNA from Lacerta agilis (Sand lizard), 1839 nucleotides. RefSeq names its product potassium voltage-gated channel subfamily V member 2-like. Gene Ontology annotation, cellular component: membrane; voltage-gated potassium channel complex. Lineage: Eukaryota; Metazoa; Chordata; Lepidosauria; Squamata; Lacertidae. Gene Ontology annotation, molecular function: delayed rectifier potassium channel activity. The record is from RefSeq and is a predicted model, not a curated record. Gene Ontology annotation, biological process: potassium ion transmembrane transport; protein homooligomerization. Bases 1 to 1839 code for a protein of 612 amino acids. The transcript is spliced from 2 exons.
AUGAGGAAGCCCAUGAAGAGGCGAGCCAGCCUCUCGGCCAACUUGAAAAUCGGCGACUACAAGAAAUGCUGCCUGACUCCCGAGGAGGAAGAAGUCUACAUCCCCUUCGCCCAGGAGAGACUGGUGAAGCAAUGGGGGUCGAUGCACAACGUCUCGGACAGGGCCCAGGAACGCCAUAGCGUCCCUCCCCGGAGGAACCGCUACUUCCUGAACCUCAACGUCGGCGGGAAGUGCUUCCAGAUCGCGUGCAAAUUGGCCGCCAAGUACCCCGUCACGAGGAUCGGCCAGCUGGCCGUCUCCACCGACCCCAUGAAGAAGCUGGAGCUCUGCGACGACUACUCGGUGCCGAGGAACGAGUACUUCUUCGACCGGGACCCGUUCAUCUUCCACUACGUCUUCCACUUCUACCGCAGCGGCGUCAUGUGGAUCAUGCAGGAACUCUGCCCGUCCAACUUCGUGGAGGAAAUCGAGUACUGGGGGGUCCACAUGAAGUACGCCCAGAGGUGCUGCCGGAUCCUCUUUGAGGAGAAGCAGGACGAGAUGGCCGAAUACCUGAAGGUGCAACGGGAGCUGGAAGCGGAGCUGGAGCCCCUGGAGAGCGAGGUGAACUUCGAGGGCAUGUUCCUCGGCACGUUCCGGAAGGCCAUCUGGAACCUGGUUGAGAACCCGUUCUCCUCCAUCCCCGCCAAGAUCAUCGCCAUCAUGUCCAGCGUUUGCGUGCUGGUCUCCAUCGUGGGCAUGACGCUCAGCACCGUGGAUGAGAUGCAGCACAAGACCAGCAAGAAGUGCAUGGAGCGCGUGGAGACGGUCUGCGCCAUCUUCUUCACCCUCGAGUACCUGAUGAGGCUCAUCUCCGCCUCCUCUUGCCAGCAGUUCCUGCGGGCCGCCUUCAGCGCCAUCGACCUGGUCUCCAUCCUGCCUUUCUACAUACAGCUCCUCUUCGAGAACCUGGGCGAAGGAGACUCGGAGUACCACGAGGAGCUGCACAAGAUGCGCAGCGUCGGGAAGCUGGGGAAGGUCCUCAAGCUCAUUAAGCUCAUGCGCAUAUUCCGCAUCCUCAAGCUGGCGCGGCACUCCACGGGCCUGCGGGCUUUCGGGUUCACCAUCCGCCAGUGCUACCAGCAGGUCUGCUGCCUCCUCCUCUUCAUCGCCAUGGGCGUCUUCACCUUCUCGGCGCUGAUGCAUUCCGUGGAGCACGACGUCCCCGGCACCAACUUCACCAGCAUCCCCAGCGCCUGGUGGUGGGCAGCGGUCAGCCUCUCGACGGUGGGCUACGGGGACACCGUUCCGGACACGCUGCUGGGGCGCGUGGUGGCCUUUGGCUGCAUCUCCUUCGGGAUCAUCUUGAACGGGAUGCCCAUCUCCAUCCUCUACAACAAGUUCUCCGACUACUACGCCAAGCUCAAGUCUCACGAGAACGAGACCACCCUGUCGCUCAAGCUGUCGCGGAAGCUCAACCUCAAGGCCAGAGCCUGGAGGAAGUUCAACGAGUGCUGCUGUGCGGAGUACAUCAUCUCCGGCCAGCAAGCCUCGCAUCAGGCCCCUGCCCGCCACGGGUACCACCCCGUUCAUCAGGGGCACCCCGUCACCCGCCAGCCGGGGCACCCCCACCCCCAAAUGCCCCAUUCUCCUGUCCACUGCUCAGACCACCUCGCUCCCCAACCGCAGCCUCACCAUGCCCACCCAGAGGCUCACAACACCCACCUCGCGCCGCUAUCGGGGCGCCCCACCCCUCAGCCAUCGCCGUGGGCUCCCUCUACCCCUCAGCCAUCGCCAUGGGCUCCCUCUACCCCUCAGCCAUCACCGUGGCCUCCCUCUACCAGGCGAGGGAGCCAGUAG